GUUUCAUCAGACCCGAAGUCAGGAACAGCUGGCCUCCUUGGUUAUUAACUUCAACGUCUUCCCAGCUUUUAUCCUUCCUCAUUCCCUUCUUUGACCCUUGUGCGUCGUCAUCGUUGCCCUUAUUUUUCUUGUUCUUGUCUGGCUAGAUUCGCUGUGCGGAUAUACGGUCCGUCUAUAGUGGAAAAAGAGCUUGGAACUCCUGCCUCAUUUACGCGACAUCUGGUCUUUUUCGACUGUACAUAUCUUUUCAUUUUGUGGUCAUAACUCAUCACCUUUCUCUCCUUGAGAUCGUGCCCUACGCAAAGAAGACUUUUUCACAUCUAUCACCAUGUCUUCGAAACAAAAGACACAGAAAAAGCCAAAGGCUGCAAACAAAGCAGCGCCACAGACGCAGAGGGCCCCAGCAUCAACAAUCCUUCUAAACGUGGGCCGAGCAGCAGCACUUCUCCUCAUCGCCGGUUUUGCUUCUCCAGUCUCUCAGCUAAAUCUAUCGCCCGUCUAUGGAUCCAUUCCUGCAUCGCUGCAUCACCAGCGGACCAUGACCAUUGUUGCUGUGGCAGCUUUGUUGGUCCGACGAGGACUCAAGAGCUAUGUAUCUGCAAAUGUGUCCCAAUACAUCGCUGUGGUUGCGUACUGGACCCCCGUCAUACAGUUUCUCCUCUUCCCAUACAGUGAAAAGAUGGGAAUUGAGUAUGGACCUAUGGCAAUUGAGUUGUUGACAUACUUUCCGUUGCUUUUCUUGUCAAUCUUCGCUGCUGCCGAUCUACUCGAAUGCAUCGAUAUCAGUGGCUUGAAUCCCUCUCCGUUGAAGGAGAUUGUCAUUCCUACUGCUUCAUACUUUGCUGUUUCCACCACAGCCAAGAUCAGCAGCGCUUUCAUCCCAAGCUUCAUCGGCACAUCGGUCUACUUCACUCGCAUUGGCUUUCAGAUGCUGCUCGCAUCCGUAUCUGCCUUCUUCAGCCCCUCACGCGUCAUUCUGCUUGCGUUCCCUGCUAUCUUGCAUACGCUUUGGACCAACCCACACCAUCCGUCAACUCACGGACUUCAAUUGGCCAACUCGACUCUCCAAGCAACGCAAAACUAUACCCUUCUUGCUCGACAGGAAUCAGUCACCGGCUACGUUUCAGUGGUUGAAAGCCAAUCUGAAAGUGCCUUCCGUCUCCUUCGAUGCGACCACUCCCUUCUAGGUGGCGAAUGGCUCGUCACCCCAGAAGCAUAUGCCAAAGGCCAGCGACAGCGCGAGUCUAUCUUCGCCGUCUUCGUUUUGCUCGAAGCUGUCCGACUUAUCGAACCCCCCGUCGCAUCUAUCCCAGCUGUAGACGAGAGCAAGAAAUCCGCCCUGGUCAUUGGUCUCGGAAUUGGCACUGCGCCCAACGCCCUGAUUGCUCACGGUCUCAACACCACUAUCGUUGAACUCGACCCCGUAGUCCACUACUACGCAACUAAGUACUUCAACCUCAGCCCCAACCACAAUGCUGUCAUUGCCGACGCUACCUCCUAUGUGGCCGAGAAGUCCGUCUCUGCCCCCGGAAGCUACGACUACAUCAUCCACGACGUCUUCACCGGCGGUGCAGAGCCUGUAUACCUCUUCACCACCGAGUUUAUGCAAGGGCUGUACAACCUCCUCAAGGACGACGGCUUCGCAGCCAUCAACUACGCCGGCGACCUCACUCUCGGAAGCACGCGCCUGGUCCUCAACACCAUCCACGCCAUCUUCCCCGCCUGCCGCAUCUUCCGCGAUUCCCCCGCCUCCGAGGAGCGCAAGGAUGGCGACGCCGAUUUCAUCAACAUGGUCAUCUUUUGCGUCAAGAACGACCAUGGUCGCGGAAAAGAAGGAAUUCGUUUCCGCAACGCGAAGCCUGCUGAUUACCUGGGUAGCAUUGCGCGUCGCAACUUUUUGCAGCCACAGGAGAAUCUUGAGGUCAAGUAUGAGUAUGUGCCCAAGGAGGAUGGGGGUAAGGUUAUGGGAAAUGCGGAUGUGGGUGAGUUGGAGAAGUUUCACAAGGAUGGUGCGGUUAGUCAUUGGAAGAUUAUGAGGACUGUACUUCCUUCUGGUGUUUGGGAGAUGUGGUAGGAGAAGUUUGGGUUGUGUGGUUGUUUGUGAGAGGGAAAUGGAGAAGUUAGAGUGGGAGAGAUAAGCGAGUUGUGGGAAGUUGCAGAGGAGAUUCUGCCGUAUAUAGUUACAUAGACGAUAUUGUUGUUUGCUCGAAUUACAGUAUAUUUACUAGUUGCACAGCGUACAGCUUCGAUAAAUUGAAC
Molecule: messenger RNA, 2259 nt
Organism: Bipolaris sorokiniana ND90Pr
Lineage: Eukaryota; Fungi; Ascomycota; Dothideomycetes; Pleosporales; Pleosporaceae
Exons: 1
Coding region: 329-2074 (581 amino acids)
Source: RefSeq, a predicted model, not a curated record